Messenger RNA from Suncus etruscus (white-toothed pygmy shrew), 1857 nucleotides. RefSeq names its product coiled-coil domain containing 62 (gene CCDC62). NCBI's taxonomy places the organism in Eukaryota, Metazoa, Chordata, Mammalia, Eulipotyphla, Soricidae. The record is from RefSeq and is a predicted model, not a curated record.
AUGAACCCCUCGGCGGCCUUCCCGCUCGGGCGCCAGAACAUCGGGUCAGAAGUUGAGAUUUCCACGAUAGAGAAACAACGGAAAGAGCUGCAGCUGCUCAUCAGAGAGUUAAAAGAUCGCGACAAAGAGCUCAAUGACAUGGUCGCAGUACAUCAGAAACAGCUUCUGUCGUGGGAGGAGGACCGGCAGAAGGUGCUGACUCUGGAGGAGCGCUGCAGCCGCUUAGAAGGUGAACUACACAAAAGAACCGAAUAAUCAGGUCCCUCACCAAGAAGGUUCAAAACCUUGGAAUCCAAUCAGGUGGAAGCCAGGCGGCUCUUCAGAAAAACUCAGCUCCAGCUGCAGGAGAUGGCGCAGAAAGCAACCCACUCUGCCCUCCUCUCUGAAGACCUGGAGGCCAGAAAUGAAAACCUCAGCAACACACUAGUGGAACUCUCCGCUCAAGUUGGCCAGUUGCAGGCUCGAGAGCGCCUCACCACGAUGAUCAAGCUGAAGGAGGCGGUGAAUCACAUCGCAGACUGCUCCGGGAAGUUUAAGCUGCUGGAACACGCCCUCCGAGCGAAGAUGAUGGAGUGGAGACCGUGCAUUGCCAAGGAGAAGCAGGACUACAAGCAGAAGCUGAAGUUUCUCAAGGUGGAAGUCAGCAAGCUGAAAGAUGAUCUGAGUGAAAAAACGACAGAGAAUAACGAACAGCGAGAAGAGAUCAUCCGCCUCAAGCAGGAGAAAAGUUGGCUGCAGGAUGAGCUGGUUUUCUCUGCAGAGAGAGAGAGGAGGAAAGACGAGCUCCUCGACAUCGCCAAGUCGAAGCAAGAACCGGACGACUCUGAGCUGCACAACCUGAGGCAAGGUAUUUACGUGAAACAACAGAGUGAUCUUCAGUUUCUGAAUUUUAAUGUGGAAAAUUCUCAGGAAUUGAUACAGAUUUAUGAUUCAAAGAUGGAGGGAUCAAAGACCCUGGAAUCCAGUAGAGACAUGUGUUUGUCGGACCUUGAAGCUUUCCACCUAAAAGUCGAUCUUAAGUGAGCGGAGAGAAAUCAGAAGUCGGCUGGUUAAGGAUCAGAAAUUUGGGAGAGCAUGUUGGCCCAGCCACCUCGGCCCGACCUGAACCCUUGUGAAGUCUGCCGAGAGAAGAAGGGCAGCAACUGGCACGACGUCAGUGUCUACCUGGGUCUGGCCGACUGCUCAGCCAAGCACGCCGAGAAGCUGGGCAUCGAGGGCGGCGACGCUGGGGGCCAAGGUGGGGGCCACCUGCUGCAGGAAAACAGACGCCUCCCAGGGGAGAGGGACGCUUGUACUGCCCGGUGCUGGCACCCGAGGAACUUCGUGGUCGAAGCCCCCGGCCACAUGUCGGAUGUGGAGUGGUAUGAGCAUCUUCAGCCUCCGAACACGCAGAGAAUCGUCCGCCACAAGACGGGGUGUACUUGUUUCUGGAAGUGCCAUUGGAACAGAGCACACCCCUUCCCAAGUGACCUCGCUGCUCAGCAGUCCCAUUUUCUGGGCUCUUCAGAGUCUGCCUCAAGACUCUGUGACGAGAAGGUGAUGGAGACAGAAUCCUCUCCCGAGAAGAAUCACUCACCAAGGCUUCUGUCAGCCAGCCAGGACACGGCGAUCCCCAGUGGAAAGGAUGACUUUUCUCCCACAAGUAAGCUCCAUUGCCUGCUGGCGAAGUCUCGGCAGAUGGUCUCAGACCUGGAACUUAGCACCCUGCUCCCCAUCAGCUCCGAGCACCUCGACAGCAGUGCCCAGAACAAGAGCACUGCAGAGAAGUGCCCCGGAGUGAGCUCCUUGUCCUUAGCCCCAGAACCUCAAGCCAAGGAGCCUUUUCCAGAUGCCAUCGAAGUGGCACCAUCAGCCUGA